This is a messenger RNA of Hyalella azteca, 1276 nucleotides long. RefSeq names its product ribonuclease P protein subunit drpp30. The record is from RefSeq and is a predicted model, not a curated record. Lineage: Eukaryota; Metazoa; Arthropoda; Malacostraca; Amphipoda; Hyalellidae. Gene Ontology annotation, molecular function: RNA binding. The transcript is spliced from 4 exons. Gene Ontology annotation, cellular component: nucleolar ribonuclease P complex. Bases 130 to 1011 code for a protein of 293 amino acids. Gene Ontology annotation, biological process: tRNA processing.
CUGUCUUCUAAUUUAUUUUUAUGUCUUGAUUAAUUGAGCUAUUCCUGCAAAGUUUUAUUCACUGAGUCAUUCUUGCAAAGUUUUUUACUCUCUUAUGACAAUUUUAAUCAUUAUUUAGCAUCAAUUAAAAUGCAGAAAAAGGCAGUGGGGUAUUGUGAUCUUAAUAUUCUUUCUGAUAGCAAAGAUCUCAAAAAAACAGUACUAGAAGCGUUACGAUUGGGCUUUCAAACCAUAGCUAUCAAUACUGUUGUUCAUACUGAACCAAGUUAUGAAGAAUCAAAAUCCAACAAAAAGAAAGAUUCUGGAAACAAGGGUGACCAGUGCAUUAUUCCAGCACCAACUCGUGUAUCUCUUUCUCCUGAUGACUUGAAGCAAUAUGGCAUUGCAGAAGAGCCUGUUCUGCUGUCAAGGCUCACACUUGUAUACAAAGACACAACUCGACCUUUUCUUCAUAAAGCUAAAGCUGCUAUAGAAGAAUAUGAUGUAGUUGCCUUCACCCCACUCUCUGAAGAGGCUUUCAAACAGGUGUGCCAGAGUUUGAUGUACGUGGACAUCAUCUGCCUUGACCCUGACAGUCAACUCUGCAGUUCAAAGCUGCCCAGAAACUUGUGCCGACUUGCUGUGGAGCGAGACAUGUAUUUUGAGCUGCAAUAUGGACCGUGUAUUGGGUCGCGCAACAUAUCGUCGUGGCAGAGCACAAUACGUCUGGGCCACCUACUCUCUGACUACAUCAACAGCCGCAAUGUUAUUGUUACCAGCGCCACCGCGUCACCAGAACCCAUCAGAUCGCCUGCUGAUGUGAUAGCCAUGGCCAGGUUUUUUGGAUUGAGUCUUGGUGCUGCUCACAGCUCGGUGUCUGCACUGUGCCAUGACACAGUACAUUGUGCAUUACAGCGCCGGGCUGGUGCUAAUAAGUGCAAUGUACUCAUUGAUUUUGGAGAUAACGUCUCCAAAGAUAAUGUGGCCAAUCGCAAAAAUGCUCCUAAACGGAAGGCUGGUGAAAUGCUUUAGUUUAUGUGUCGCUGCAGUCGGUGACUCCUGACUACACGAAUCUUUCCAACUAGUAAAAAUCUUCGAAUUAUCUGUUUUUCGCCAAUGACCGCUUAUAUUCAUCUCUAAUCACACAUUCUGUCUCCAGUUAGUUAAAAGUAAAUACCGAGAUCGUUAGAUAGUAUGGCUUUAACUCGUGGAUGUUGAAAAUUCUAAAUAACUUCCCCUCACGUGGAUCACAAACCUAAUUGGAAAUUCUUACUAAGCUUACAGCUCGGCUUUGUGA